AUGUUUGUUAUACUCUUUGCCAACGUUACAAUGAGGAUUCCUUGCAAAAUGCCAAAGCUUUAUACUGUUACUAGAUACAUUUCUUCAUCUCCCGUUCUCUUAAAGCAACCGCCUUAUGACAGACUCCGAUCAAAAAGACGCAACCCUCCUCCAUUCCACACUCUUCCUUUUUAUGAUGAAGCACCAGCGAAGAGUUUGCCGAAGAAACCACUGAAAGUCAGUGGUCAGUGGGGUCAACAGACAAAAAAGUCAAAGAAUCAAGGUUCCGCCAUGGUGAACUCUUAA
Molecule: messenger RNA, 285 nt
Organism: Trichobilharzia regenti
Lineage: Eukaryota; Metazoa; Platyhelminthes; Trematoda; Strigeidida; Schistosomatidae
Source: the annotation of a GenBank genome assembly